Brassica oleracea var. oleracea is the source of this 734-nucleotide messenger RNA. RefSeq lists its product as uncharacterized. Lineage: Eukaryota; Viridiplantae; Streptophyta; Magnoliopsida; Brassicales; Brassicaceae. The coding region runs from base 101 to 634 and encodes 177 amino acids. Gene Ontology annotation, biological process: regulation of abscisic acid biosynthetic process; response to heat. The transcript has a single exon. The record is from RefSeq and is a predicted model, not a curated record.
CUUUCAAUAAAUACCAUCCCCGAAUAACUUGUUACUUUACAUUUUCCAAACUCAAGAUCAACUAAAACAACCUUUUUUCGUCUGAGACGAGACAAGAAACAUGGAUUUCCUCACCGACCAAGUAAAGAAGAAAUUCUCCGACAAGAAACCGGAAACUUCAGACCCUGACCCGAACCACAACAAUAACAGACCAGGCCACACCGUUCCAACACAUAAACCUGCUUCCAGCUCCGAUCCAACAAUGCAUAAGCCAGCUACAAACGCCGAGCUCAUGGCUAGCGCCAAGAUCGUAGCGGAGGCUGCUCAAGCCGCUUCUCGCAACGAGACAGACAAGCUCGACAAAGCUAAAGUCGCCGGAGCCACCGCCGACAUACUAGACGCAGCUCAAAGAUACGGCAAGCUUGAUGAAAAGAGUGGUGUUGGACAGUACCUCGAAAAGGCUGAAAAUUUUCUCCACAAGUACGAGUCUUCCCACUCUCACUCCUCUGGCGGUGCUGGCAGUCACGGUGGUGUCAGCGGAAGCCAUGGAGGAGGAGCUGGAGGACCGGCGGUUAAGAAAGAGGAUGAGAAGUCGGGAGGUGGCAGCCAUGGGUUAGGAGACUAUGCUAAGAUGGCUCAAGGUUUCAUGAAGUGAUUAAUGUUUAAUUAGUAGAUCAACAAAUAAAUAAUUAUGGUAGUGAUAUAUUAUCUUCCAUGGUUACUAUUAAAUAGGUCACGAACCCGUGCGAUAUCGC